Messenger RNA from Pygoscelis adeliae (Adelie penguin), 1189 nucleotides. It is a transcript of the gene RPA2, whose product is annotated as replication protein A2, 32kDa. Bases 50 to 634 code for a protein of 194 amino acids. The transcript is spliced from 7 exons. Lineage: Eukaryota; Metazoa; Chordata; Aves; Sphenisciformes; Spheniscidae. Gene Ontology annotation, cellular component: chromosome, telomeric region; site of double-strand break; DNA replication factor A complex. Gene Ontology annotation, biological process: nucleotide-excision repair; DNA replication; double-strand break repair via homologous recombination. The record is from RefSeq and is a predicted model, not a curated record.
CGACGAGACCUUCCGGAUCCGCGACGUGGAGAUCUCCCAGGUUACCAUUAUGGGGAUAAUUCGGCACGCUGAGAAAGCACCGACAAACAUUCUCUACAAAGUGGAUGACAUGACGGCAGCCCCGAUGGAUGUCAGGCAGUGGGUUGAUACUGACGAGGCAGGUGGCGAGAACGUUGUGGUACCUCCAGGAACUUACGUAAAAGUAGCUGGUCAUCUUCGUUCUUUCCAGAAUAAGAAAAGCUUGGUGGCAUUUAAGAUCAUGCCUCUGGAAAAUAUGAAUGAGUUCACCACACACAUACUAGAGAUUGUCAAUGCGCAUAUGAUCCUCAGAAAAAAUCUUAUGUCAGCGUCAAGAGUGCCUCAGUCGUUUUCCUCUGCUGGGAUGGGUGACAUGGGGGGCUAUGGAGGAGGUGGCAGCCUACCAGUGAAUGGACUCACUGCGCAUCAGAGUCAGGUGCUGAACUUGAUUAAAAGCUGUCCUGUCCCAGAAGGUAUGAGUCUUCAAGAGUUGAAGCGUGAGCUCCACAAUAUGAGCAUGUCAACAAUCAAGCAAGCUGUUGAAUUCCUUAGCAGCGAGGGACACAUCUACUCCACUGUGGAUGAUGAUCAUUAUAAGUCAACGGACGCUGAGUGAAGUUACUUCCAGCUGGGUUUAGUUCUAAGCAAAUGCUUGUCCAUUUAUCAAGUUAUCCUGCUGAGCUUUGCGACCUGGAAGGUGAUCUUUGCUCUUUCUAGCCUGUGAAAGUCCCAGUUACUCUGUCAGUGCCUCCUUGGAAUUCAGGGACAAGCAGAACGUAUAGGAUUCUGUUAACUGGACUCGAUUAUAUGCUGUGACCAUGUGACUGAAAGCAUAAACAGACAUGGGAAAAUGGAACUGCUCAAAGCUUCAGAGCCUUCCGUUUGGUUUUGUCAUCUUAGAGGAUGCCUGUGUUAGAAAGAGCCUCUUUCUAAUCUUGUCCUGGGCAGAUUGUCUUUUGUUUCUAGAGCUGUUUCUCCUAACUCAGCUUUCGUUCUGUUUCAUUCACGAAGUGGGUAGCCAAGAGUAAUAUUCCACUAAUGUACAGUAAUCAUGAAUAGAUUUUUAACUGGUUUAGUUUAUGCAUUUAAAUCUAUAUUUGUACUAUGAGGUGAUCUUGUUACUAGAGCUUUUCAAUGUUUCCAAUAAAAUUCUAACUUGGAUAGCCUUGCA